AUGGGAGAAGAACAGGCUCAAGAUGAUGUCUUUUUGGAGGAACUACUCAACAACUACGAUGGGCGUCUACAUGGGAAUUUUCCUUUUGACUUUGAAUCGCAUCUAACUGUGGAGUUGGUUGACACAGUGCAUUCCAAAUGGGAAACCUUACCCAAUACUGAAGUUGUUGAGAGUCCAAAGUCCUUCCAUUGUGACCGCGAUUGCUUUGACAUUCGGAUCUAUGGAAGAUUCAAACAAACUUCAGGUUCAUUACUGCGAAAUGAAAAAUGCCGGAAAUAA
This is a messenger RNA of Echinococcus granulosus, 279 nucleotides long. RefSeq names its product enhancer of zeste ezh. The record is from RefSeq and is a predicted model, not a curated record. Bases 1 to 279 code for a protein of 92 amino acids. The transcript is spliced from 2 exons. Lineage: Eukaryota; Metazoa; Platyhelminthes; Cestoda; Cyclophyllidea; Taeniidae.